AUGUCGAGGCGCAAGCAAGCCAAGCCCCAGCACAUCCAUUCGGACGAGCGGCAGUUCCCGGAUGUAGCAAAUGGAAGUCCACAGGAUACCCCAGGUGACAGAGGUGAAAUGAAUGCCAAAAGAUGUCGGACCGAAGAAACCCAUGUCUGUGAGAAAUGCUGUGCCGAGUUCUUUGACCUCACUGAACUCCUCGAGCAUAAGAAAAAUUGCACUAAAACACCACCUGUCCUCAUCAUGAAUGACAGUGAAGGGGCAGUGCCCUUAGAAGCCUUCCCCAACUGCUCUGGGGAGACUUUUCCAACCGGCCAAAUGGAUGGUAGGCUGGCUGAGGAGAGUCACCUAAAGAGCUGCCCACCUUCGGCAGAAAAGAGAGAAGAGAAAUCUGUAUCUGAACCUUCAGGAGUGACGUAUCUAAAAACAGAACCCUCCGUUGCCUCCGCAACUCAAGGGCUAAGCUUCCUCCCCAAACCCAAAGUACCAAACACUAAUGUGACUUUGCAAACUAUACAUGGCACUAAAGUGGCUGUCAACCAGUGUACCUCAGAGUCUCUCCCUCCUUCCGUGGCUGGUCUCAGUGCCAUCCCGAUGAUUCUGGAGCAGUUGAUGUGCCUACAGCAGCAGCAACUCCAGCAGCUUCAGCUGACGGAGCAGAUCCGCAUCCAAAUUGCCAUGAUGGCCCCCCAUGUCCUACAUCCCUCCGUGGCUGCUGCAGAACCCCUCAAAGCUUUGGGGGCUCAUAUGUCCCAGCAGCUGUCGGCUGCUGUUGCUUUAAUUGGACAGAAAGCUGGGAAUCCGAGCCUAUCCCUGGAAUCCUUGAAGCAAGGCAAACUACCUCAUUCAAAUAUCGCUAUUCCGACAGCCGUCUCGGUGGCCGGGGGGAUUGCCCCUGCCCUGGCCUUGAAGCCUGAUGCGGGUCGGAGCUUGCCGGGUUCCAUGUCUCGCUUCCUGAGCCCUUUGCUACCUCAAUCCUCCAGCUCGGCCAUCUUCCAGAAUCCCCUUUCCGCUGUCUCCCCAGCCGGCGACCCCUCAAAGAAGGGAAAAGGGAAAGUAGCAAAUGUGAGCGUCUCUGAAAGUAAACUGAGCCAAGAGGAGUCCUUCUUCAAACACAAGUGCAAGUUUUGCGGCAAAGUCUUUGGCAACGACAGCGCCCUGCAGAUCCACCUGCGUUCCCACACCGGGGAGAGGCCCUACAAGUGCAACAUCUGUGGCAAUCGCUUCACCACCAAGGGCAACCUGAAAGUGCAUUUCCAGCGGCAUAAAGACAAAUACCCUCACAUCAAAAUGAAUCCUUACCCUGUGCCUGAACACCUAGAUAACGUGCCCACCAGCACCGGCAUACCUUACGGCAUGUCUCUCCCAUUAGACGAAUCGAAUCUCAUUGUGGAUUCCAAACCUAUUUUGACUCCCCUGCCGGGUUCCGUGGGCUCGGCCUUGCCGCCACCAAACAAUUCCACCCCCACAAGUAGCAAGGAUCCUUUCAGCAAUACACUUCUAACCGAUGCCCAGCCUAGGCCUUCUCCAGAAAGCGAAGGAGAUUCUUCACCGGGUCUGGCCAGUCAGGAAUCGGGAGCUGAGCAGAACCAGAGCUCUCCACAGGCUGGCUGCAGUGGGAGCGCUUUCCAUGGAUGCCGGGUUGGUGAGCAAGGCUCUGAAACCACAAAGCUCCAGCAGCUGGUGGAGAACAUUGACAAAGCCACCACUGACCCCAAUGAGUGCUUGAUCUGCCAUAGAGUCCUCAGUUGCCAGAGCUCCCUCAAAAUGCAUUACCGCACUCACACGGGGGAGAGGCCCUUCAAGUGCAAGAUUUGUGGCCGUGCUUUUUCCACCAAAGGCAACCUCAAAACACACUACGGCGUGCACCGGGCGAAUACUCCCUUGAAGAUGCAGCACUCCUGUCCCAUCUGCCAAAAGAAAUUUACAAACGCAGUGGUGCUACAGCAGCACAUUCGCAUGCAUAUGGGAGGGCAAAUUCCCAAUACCCCAGUGGCAGAAAACACCCAUGAUAAUAAUGACAUGGAGGCUACUUCAGCUGAGAACAACGGAGAUCCCUGCUGCUUAGAGAUCAAUGAAAGCAUGGAAAUGGAUGAAGACUUGGAAUCACCCAACGGCCCAAACCAUUCCUCUAAAUCUUGCAACGCUCAAGCUGAUCCCUCAACAUCUGUUUCUGCCAGUAUUUCAGCGCUAGAAAACCAUAUGAAGAUGGUGAAUUCGGCUUUGACUUUGCAGCGACAGAGCAGUUUGAAGUCGAGUGAUAAUGGAUCUGCGGAGAGCGACGGCAUGACCAAUGAUUCUUCCUCAGUGGCAGGUGAUCUGGACUAUCAAAACGGUAGCCGUAGCCCCAUCACCUCUGAAUCGGCUUCCUUCCUGGCCAUGUCUCCAACCAACAGUCAAGCAGAGAGCACCAGAUCAAAGUCACCGUGUUUUAGUAUCCAAGAAGACGGAACAGUGGGAAGUAAGGCUGAAGGCCCUGAAGUCACACCUACAGAAAGAGAACGGGCUUUGGAUCUAACAUACGGCAACAUUGGUCGAAAAGUCAUCAAAGAGGAACCUGGGUUAUACUUCCAAAAUGGAGAAUAUGGCCGGAGCAGCAUUCACCCAUCAUUUAUCAGAGCACCACCGGCUCUCAUAAAAAUGGAGAUGUCUAGCGAUCGCCCCAUUAGCACCAGCCAUUUUAUUGCCCCUCCUGCAUUAACACCCAGUGUGCCUCCUCUACUGGUGCCACCCCACCGCCGUACAGCUAAGCAGCAUAUCUGCACUACGUGUGGUAAGAACUUCUCUUCGGCAAGUGCUCUUCAGAUCCACGAGCGGACGCACACAGGAGAAAAGCCGUUUGCGUGCACCAUCUGUGGAAGAGCUUUUACCACAAAGGGGAAUCUCAAGGUCCAUGUUGGAACUCACAUGUGGAACAAUUCUGCCAGGCGUGGAAGAAGGCUGUCGAUUGAUAACCCGAUGGCUUUGCUUGGCAACGAUUCGAAGAAGGUAUCAGAAAUGUUCCCUAAAGAUGCAGCGAGCCCUUCGCUGAGCCUUGAUACAUCGGCAUGGAACCAGUAUGCUGCAGUGCUCAGUAAUGGCUUGGCCAUGAAAACCAAUGAGAUCUCUGUGAUCCAAAGUGGAGGCAUCCGUUCUCUUCCAAACACCAUUGGGGGAAGUCCAGCCAUCAAUGUAGCAAUGAAUUCUGCCCCCAUUUCCAAGAUGGAUGGUUCCCAGGCUGUGAUUGGCUCAGAGAUGGAGAAGCCGAGCAGCACGGCUGAAGACAAUGUGCCAAAACACCAAUUUCCUCACUUCAUAGAAGAGAACAACAUUGCUGUUAAUUGA
Molecule: messenger RNA, 3315 nt
Organism: Thamnophis elegans (Western terrestrial garter snake)
Lineage: Eukaryota; Metazoa; Chordata; Lepidosauria; Squamata; Natricidae
Gene: SALL4
Product: spalt like transcription factor 4
Exons: 4
Coding region: 1-3315 (1104 amino acids)
Biological process (GO): regulation of transcription by RNA polymerase II
Cellular component (GO): nucleus
Molecular function (GO): DNA-binding transcription factor activity, RNA polymerase II-specific; RNA polymerase II cis-regulatory region sequence-specific DNA binding
Source: RefSeq, a predicted model, not a curated record